Xyrauchen texanus (razorback sucker) is the source of this 4219-nucleotide messenger RNA. Its product is annotated as high mobility group protein HMGI-C-like. Bases 486 to 833 code for a protein of 115 amino acids. Lineage: Eukaryota; Metazoa; Chordata; Actinopteri; Cypriniformes; Catostomidae. Gene Ontology annotation, biological process: regulation of DNA-templated transcription. Gene Ontology annotation, cellular component: chromatin; nucleus. The transcript is spliced from 5 exons. Gene Ontology annotation, molecular function: transcription coregulator activity; DNA binding. The record is from RefSeq and is a predicted model, not a curated record.
AUCACAUUUCAUUUUCUUUUUUUGGCAUAAACCAAUCCGCAUAGAAAGUCUUAACCCCGCAAAUUCUUGAAUUACUCGCACCAGGAGUGUGGAUUUGACAGUGCACUGUCACAAGUUCCCUCUCGUUUGCACAGACGGUGACUGAAAUUCCAAUCGAUCACCCAUGGGCUUAUUUUAUGACUGAAAGCCACCCCCACCCAAACCUAAACAGUUUUUUUCCCCCUGUGCAUGUGUGUGCGCUACAGAUUCUCAACCAAGAGGCAGCACGUGCUUCUCACAGUACCGCGAAAGGCGCGCGUUUAAUUUUUACAUUUGGCAUCCCCUUUGCAUUGUUUUUUUAAGCGCGUGUUGCUGAUUCUGAUUCGACGCGGAUUACAGCAGCAGGACGUCCGGUGAGCGCGACUGACUGGCUGACUGAGCGCUCGUGCUGCAGUAACAGAAGGUGCGCGAGACUCUUGUUUAGUACAAACUCGCACACACACACGAUGAGCGCGAGUGGUGAGGAAGCCGCCGGCGAAGCUUCAGGAUCGCAGGAGCAGCCCGAGCCCACCCCGGCCGAGCCACCGAAGAGGGGACCGGGCAGACCCAGGAAACCACAACAGGAACCCACAGGAGAGCCUGUCCCCAAACGACCGAGGGGACGCCCCAAAGGAAGCAAGAACAAGGGCCCCUCCAAAGCAGCACAGAAGAAAGCUGAGACCACAGGGGAGAAAAGACCCAGAGGAAGACCCAGGAAAUGGCCACAGCAAGUGGUCCAGGAAAAGCCUGCUCAGGAAGAAGAAGAAGAAGAAGAAGAAGAAGAAGAAGAGGAUGUGGAGCCAGAGGAGGACUAAGCAACCACAGGAUUUUACCUCUACCUCAUCCAGCUGUUAGCUCUUUCCAAGGGAAAAGACUGCCUUGACCACUUAUCAUUGAUUUCCCACUUUCGUUUGAUCGUUUUGUUUAUUUUAGUUUUUUCCUCAUUAGUUUCUUUUGGUUUUGUUUUGUUUGUGAUAAACACACACAACACCUCAGAGCUUAAACCCGAAAAAACUAUGUAAAUGCAAACUAACAUCUUGCAGAUAACGAUUGGAGCCACCUUGCUGUCCCCACUAAAGCAUUGAAACUGCUGUAAGCGCACAGAGUAAUUUCAGGGGUUAAACACACAAUAUGUGCUGCGGCAGUUUCCUUACACCACACACACUUCUAACCACACUCUCGUUGAAAGAUUUUCCAGGCUUCAUUGGUAAAGAAGAUAAAUCAAGUUUUUGUCAUUGAAGUAGUCACAACAAGAGGUGCGUCAUGGGUGAAGCUUUAAAUGGACACAGCUAUCCUGUCAUACACAAAUAAACACACAUGAACUCCCUCUCCAUAGCACCAUGCCACCAAAGAUUAAUUUUCCCUUGUGAAUUUCCUUUAUUCACACUAAAGGAGCUGAUUGGCUAAGUGGUUCGCAGUUUACCUAAAAAAUGUCCUAGUAAGUUUACGUUCAGUGAAAUAUUCAAACAGGUGUAAAAUGCUCCAGUGGAACCUAUAACAUUUUUCUCAUGAUAUUUUAAAGGAAUAUUCCAGAUCAAAACAUGUUAAGCUCAAUCAACAGCAUUUGUUGUCAAAAAUUGUUGUCUGGGUUACAGUGAGGCACUUACAGUACAAUGGAAGUGAAUGUCGGCAAUCCGUUAACAUUUAAAUACUCACUUUUUUUUUUUUUAUAUCCACAAGAUGUAAUCAAUGUGUUAGCAUGAUUUUAGUGUGAUAAAAUCACAUACUAACAUUUUCUGUGCAAAGUUAAUUCCAAUUUUACAACUUCAUUGCCAUGAAUGUGUAGCGCCAUAAACUAUAAAAUGACAGAUUUUUUUUAAAGAAAAGGAGGGACGAGUCUAAACUAUUUUUUGUGUUAAUCAACAUUCUUUUACAAAUAUUGUUGAGCUUAACUUGUAUUAAACCUGAAAUAUUCCUUUAAGAAAAAUAAUAUGUCAAAAAUGGUUGCAUGCGAUGCAUUAAUAAUUUAACCAAAAGGACUGUGUGUCACCUUAAAUGGCCUUAAAUUGCUGACAGACUCUUCACCCUGUUACUGUAAUUGCUUGUGAGUUUAAUUUGUGUGUGAAUGUAAGAAUUAGCCCCUCCUCUUCCUUAGAGGUAAAUUAGAACCUAAAAUAUUAAUAUGCAUUUUAUUAUUGUUGCAGCAAACAUAAAUGUGGGCGAUCAUUUCCAGCAUUACAACAGAACAAUGCCACAGCAUUCUACUGUACAUAUCUCACAACUUCAGCUUUGCUUAAUUAACACGUGUACAUAAUUGUUUUAUUUUCUUGAAUGGCAUAGCUUUAAGAACAUAAUAUCAGACGAGCUCAACUAAAGGGAAAUGUUUUAACUCAGACUGGUUCAAGAACUAAACCUCAAAAACCACAGGAACAAAACCGCUCUAUACCUCAUUACACACAUAAAUACCUGAAUGACAGUGACAGCGUUGUGUCAAAAGACACAAAUAUUGUUCGAUGUAUCUUAACUGUCACAAAUGCAAUAUCUCCUCAACAUUUCAAAACUACCUCUGAUUUCUUCAACCAGCAAACCAGUUUGAGAAAUGCACACUGCUAUACAGUUCUCAUUAUAAAGCAGGGGCUAGCGGUGUGUGCCAACAUUGAAAACUAACUUUAUUUUAACAUUGUCGUAACUUGGCACAAGGGCGCAUCAGUGCUCUGCAGAAUGUUUUUGUGGGUGUUGGGCAGGUAAUUACUGAAAUCUGAGGUCUGUUUGUAGUCAUAUGUAGACCUAAUCAUGCAGCUAAGGGAAAAAAGUACUGUGUUCUCGUAAAUGUUUCUCUUUUUUUCCACAUUAGCUUAUAUCUGACAUUUGUAACAAGAUACUCUUUUCUUUUUUUUUUCUACAACUGGGAUGUCUGUUUUAAAUUUUUAUUUCUUUAUAUAUAUAUAUAUAUAUAUACUAUAUAUAUAGUAUAUAUAUAUCAGUACUAUAUAUAUAGUACUGAUUUACUCAAUGGUUUCUAAGGAUCAAUUGCUUGUAUGACACUAAAUGAUAUUUUUGCAAAUGUAUUUUUCUUUUCUUCUGUUUUAUUUUUCUCCACUAUUGCUCUGAUUUUUAUAGUUUUAGUUCUCUCUAUGUACUAUUCAGAUAUGUACCUCAAAAAAUGGAUAAAAAUGGAAUUAUAAUCAGCUGACAAAUACCUACCUCCAGUCUUGAAAAAAAUUGAAUGAAUUUUGUCUGGUUUCUUUCAGUAUCAAUUAGAGUACUGACAAUUACAUUCGGACUGCACAAGAUCCUUUUACAAACGUUUUCAAUUUAAAUCUUAAUUCAGCUGGGGGAGAAGAUAGAUAAGAAAACAAACAUAAAACACAUCACAUGAAAAAAGAAAAAACUUGAAACUUUCAGGUUUGAAAAAAAAAUGUUUUUGUAUAUUGCAUAUAUCUUUUUGAAAAAUUAGUAGAUAUUGAGAUAUACUUGAUUAGCGUUUUUUUUUUUUUUGUGUGUGUGUACUUCACACAAAUGUGAUUUUCUUUUCUUGUUAUAUGGUUCAAACAGAUGUAUAUGUAAUACUUAUGUAGUGUAAGAAUACACCUUUUUCAGACCAUCACCAUGAAAACCUUAAGAAAUGUUAACAUGUUAAUCUCAACUGGGCCUGAGGUAGAGCCUCAGAGGAAGCUAAAGGAACUGUUGGCAUGCCCAUUAAACUUACAAUGGCAUGUAAUGACCGUCUUUAUAUGCGGCAGCUUGGCUUUUGCCACAAACCAACAUUAAACGUUGCUUAAACACUGUAAUGCUACUACCUAAAUGGUUACAGUUCUUGUAAAAGUGUCAUGUCAGUGUCUCAGUGGUGCCUUUUGACAACCUCAAAUCCAUCAACUUGAGAUCAUGUGGUCUGAACUCUCACGAUGGUAAUGGUAGUAGGCGGAAAGCUGAUUCUAGAUCAGUGCAAGAUGGCAACUUACACACAAAGCACCCUUCACUGUUUAGCAAAAAAUCUAUCAUGAUGCCCACAGCUGACAUUUAUGUGUCUCUGAGGUAAUUUGUCAUUGUGUUCAUAUACUUUCUAUGUUGGUUUGAAUGUGUAUUAACAGGAGCCACUGUUCAUGUGCUUUCAACUCUGGGUGUCUUAAUGAAGAUGAAGUUGUAUUUUCACGACAACAUGUUCUAGUACAAUCGAAUACACUUUUCUACCUCUGUGAGGGCCUCCUGUUACCUCAUUUUUCAAACUUACUGUCUGCUUAAAUUCAGGUGCCUGAGUACA